Egretta garzetta (little egret) is the source of this 6581-nucleotide messenger RNA. RefSeq names its product coiled-coil domain containing 50 (gene CCDC50). Gene Ontology annotation, cellular component: cytoplasm. NCBI's taxonomy places the organism in Eukaryota, Metazoa, Chordata, Aves, Pelecaniformes, Ardeidae. Gene Ontology annotation, molecular function: ubiquitin protein ligase binding. The record is from RefSeq and is a predicted model, not a curated record. The transcript has 11 exons. The coding region runs from base 1 to 999 and encodes 332 amino acids.
AUGUUGGCUAUAGGACUGAGGGGGUUUUGGAAGGUUCUUGUGACUCGGAGUACUUCAUAUCUGUGGACGCAGCUGGACCUGGCUGAAAAGGCUGAAUAUUCAAAGCAUGGGUGCCAGUACUCAAAGUUCAGCACCAUUUUCAAGUAUGUCUUGUGUCGAGACUUCGCUGUUCUGGAAGAUCAUACCUUGGCCCAUAACUUACAGGAGCAAGAGAUUGAGCAUCACUUGGCAACAAAUGUUCAGCGUAAUCGUCUGGUGCAACAUGACUUGCAGGUGGCCAAGCAACUGCAAGAAGAGGAGGAUCUGAAAGCACGUGCUCAAAUCCAGAAACACCGAAAAGACUUAGAACGACAGGACUGCGAGAUCGCUCAGGAAAUCCAAGUGAAGCUGGUAUUUGAAGCAGAGCAGCGCCGCAGGCAAGAGGAAAAAGAUGAGGACAUCGCUCGCCUCCUGCAACAGCAGGAAGAAAAAAAGCACAAGAAGCACUACCCAGAAUCCCAGGGACACACAGCCUAUGAAGAUAGCUAUUAUGCAGAAAAUGGAGGCACUAAGUUGAGGGGGACUAAGCAAGCCAUGUAUGAUACACCCCGAAGGGAACAGGAGCUGUCUGAUGCAGAGAUUGCUCGGAAGCUGCAGGAGGAAGAGCUCCUGGCUAACGAGGCAGAUCAGAAGGCAGCUCAAGUAGCCCAAGAUGAGGAAAUUGCCCGACUCUUGAUGGCAGAGGAGAAAAAAGCUUUCAAGAAAGGGAAGGAGAGAGAAAAGUCUUCCUUUGAAAAGAGGAGGCAUGAUCAAGACUGGAAGCAUGAUGCAAGCGAGUCCCCGCGCUCAAGGUCAAAAGAAGGGCCUGAAACUCAGCGACACAAAGGCGACAGGUCUUCAAGGUCACAGCCUCUCCUCGAUGACUUUGAACACCCUCGGUAUUACACAAGCCAGCCCAGCCCCUUGCGCCAGAUCCCCAGACCUGAGCAUUCUCCUAAAGGUUCCCGUAGGAAGCAGUAGACCAUGCUAGCCUUUGCUUUGGUACUGACUCUUCUGUAGCAAACAUUACUGGAAUUGCCAGGCAACUUUCUCGAUUCCUUACCCAGUGGGAGGUACAGCCUCCACUCCCAGGAUCUCCUCUUUGAGUGUCAUCAUAUUAAUAAGGAACACUUGUUUGUUUUGAUUUCUUACUUGUAUGUGAUCACCUAAGCAGUGCAGUAUAAUCUAGCCACCACUGAGCUGUGUGAAUCAAGUAGCUGACUUAACAGGUCCCUCUUAUAUUCUUUCAAAGCUUCCCUUGGUUUUGUUUUUUUUUUUUUUUUUUAAGCUUUGGCUGGACCUUUGACAAAUAGAGAUGCACAUACAACAGGGAGGAAAAUCCAGGAUAUGAGCAGGGUUAUGGCAGUGCAGCAGGACAUCAGAAAUACAAGUCCUUUCCGUAUUAGGAUGACUUAGCAAAGAGAGUUAUAAGAGGAAACAUGUUUCUUCCUGUGCUGGGUAGGACAGCUGAGCCAAGCUGACGGUCAUGCUAGCUUGCAGGAAGGAGAGAAGAUCUUCAUAACAUACACCAGCAAAAGCCAGAACCUGGGACUGUUGAGGAAGAAGUUACCUAUAGAACAAAAUUUCUUAACUAGUGUAUUUCUUUCUAGGGUUUCCAGCAAUCUGGGUAGAGUGUGUAACCAGGCAUUUAGCUCCAGGAUAUAGGAUAGAACAGUUAAGAAGAAAUACAAUUUCACCUGAAAUUAGACCUUGUGUGCGUGACUUUUAAGACCUGCCAGGGAGUUGAUGAGGCUGUGAGUUGUGGUUUGGGAAGAACCAUACAAACAUAUUUAAAUGCCUCUGGUCACCUGUUUUGAGCUUUGGUGUGGUAGAAGCCAAGGAAUUUCACUGAAGCCAAGUAGGAGCUACUGUAACUCCUAGCUCAGUUGCUGAUGUGCUUGGGUACAGUGACUUGUGUCUAAACCUGUGUAUGUCUUGGAAACAUGGGACUGAAGGAGGGUCAUAUGGGCAUUGAGCAUUGAAUCCAAAAUCCACUGUUACAGGCAACUUUGAGCUAGACACAGAGUGCCGAAGAGUCCACACAGUGUCUGUGCUGACCGCCUCCCCUCUGCACUGCUCCGGCCAGCACCCCAAGCAGACUCCAGUCAGGGUAACUAUUGCUCUCUAGGGCACAGCAGGGUCUGCAAGUUUAAGUUGCCUGUAUAGAUUUGCCCAUGCAGUGAUUUCCUUCCCCCCACCCCGCCCUUCCAUUUCCAUGGCUUAUUUCUCUCCACUCUUUGAAAAUUGUUCUUCUCUUGCACAAACCAAGUAGCCUUUUCCCUUGGCAUCCUGUCACUUCAGUUCUUUUGUCUUUCUAAUUUUUUUUUUUGCCAUAUGCAUCUUUAAACAACAAAGCUGAGCAUCUGGACGCUGGCUUGGAGUCUGUUCAGCCAGUCCAGUUUAGUUAUUCAUUUGCCAGUCCAGUUCACGGCAGCAAGCCUGGCUGUGUUGCCCCUGCAGCUCAGCUUCCUUGUUGCCCAGCACUGAGUCUGUCCCACCACGCUCUUGGUCUUCUGCUGGCAGCUGCAAUUCUGCUGCUGGCUUUGCUGAGGAGGGGAGGCAGAGCCAUGACCGUACUUGCCCUUGCCCCCAAUCUGCCUGGGAAAGGCGCCUGACAGUUCUGUAGAGCUUUGGGGAGAGCACAUGUUGGUGUGGAGCACCAAUAGGAAAUCAGAAGAGAUCAUGGUGCUCUGCUCUUGCACUAAUGCACAAUUCAAGCCCCUAGGCGGCUGUAAGGCUUUAAGCUUGGCUGUUGUCCUUGGUCAGGAUAGUUACAGAAACAAAUGACUAGGAAGACAGGGCAACUCCUUCACCUAAGUUACAAGGGCAUGUUUAAUACUGCAGCAUGAUCCCAUGCCUUGCCUUGACGAACAGCUCAAGAAACUUCCAUCUCCUACCCCCACUGGGAUGUUGGCAGCAGUUCACUACCUGUGAAGAACAAGUUAACCCCCAGUAGACCUCUACUCCAGGCAUACACUGGCCAGAAAUGUUGUAACAUAGGACUUUGUGCAUUAGCAGCAUCGCAUUAGCUGCAUACCCUUUCUUCCAGACCAUGAGCUUGCUCACCUGCACGAACCCUUAAGUGAAUUGCAAGCUCUUGCUUGCUUGCUGCUGCUUCUCAGGAAAUAUCCCAGCCAGUGGCUAGAUUUUACUGUCCUUGCCUUGUUCCCUCUUCUAGUUCCAUCUCUGUCCAUUCAGAAGUGUUAACAUUGUUUUAAAGGAUACGGAAGAAGACCAGCAUAGACCGUAUUUUUGUUUCUUUUUUAUUUGAUAACUUGGGCCAAUGUGGCAACCUCAUCUGCAAUGAUUUUAUUUUGUGAAAACUUAUUUUUGUAUUUCAUGUAACAGUCAAAAUUUCUACUACUGAAAAUGCCUUUUUUUUUUUUUCUAUGGGUUUUUCCUUUCCAUUGCCACAUUGCCAUCAGAGUAUUUAUUGUUAUGAAGUGGAUGCCUGGUGGGGUUUUAUGAACUAUUGCUUUCUACAAACACCCUAGUCCAGGCCCUGCUGCUUGUAUCAUCUGGUGCCCUUGUGAAAACUGGAUAGGGAAAAAUCCUGCCAAAUCGGAAAGUGGUUGUGCUUUGUACUUGCUGUGUAUGGGCAAAAAAUGGUGACCCCCUGCACAAAGCAAGGGGAAAUUGCCAACUAGGAAUUCAGCCCUCCCAGGGCCUCUUGAGCUGGCUGUGAUGGGCUGUCCUGCACUGCAGGUGGCUGAUGUAACUUCUGUCUUACUCUACUCAGAAAAGUCGUGAAGGCCCUGAGCCUGCUGACAUUUGAAGAACCUAUUAAUUCGGUAGGGAUGCUUGGGAGUAUCUGAAUUGUUGACUUCAGUGGAAGUAAGUGGAAAUAAUAUGAGUGAAAACUCUGGUUGAUUUUAUUUAGAAGCUGGGUGAAGUCUGAAGAACAUCUCAGUGCCUACUCUGUGGAGCUGCAGGAUCUCCUUAAUGGCCUCCUCGGGCCAGCCAAGCUCUCCAGCCAUGGCACUGAGAGGCAAGAGCCCAAGGGAAGGCUCCCAGGAGCAUCUGGUGCUUCCUUGGAUGCCUUCAGGGAGUGCUGAAUGCUUUAUGGGCUGCUUUGCUUUAUAUCCUCCCUUAGUCCUUGCCUUUUAAUUCUUAUUCCCUACCUUUAUUCAUUUGCUGUCCCUUGUAAAUGUUUCUCCUGUUUCUUUUUUCCAUAGCCCUUGUGAAAAGGGGAGCCCUGAUGUUUUGUUAGAAGGGGCUGACACCUAUUGAGAGAGACAGAAAUGCUAGGAAUGGUAGCUGAGGGAAGCGUGUAGUAAAUGGGGUAUAAACAGCACAAUUGUUCAUCUACCACACCUCAUGGGACUCGUGCAGUCAGUAGGUUGGAGACUUCCUGAGGCGAAGGUUGCAACUGGACUUACAUGUUUAGUGACCACUUUUGGAAGGAGAUUCCAUGGACAUUAAAGUCAACAAGAGCUGAGUUAAGGUCACGGAUCAAGGAGCCAAUUCAUCUUGUGGCUCAGCAGCCACAGUUGUGCUGAGAGUCAAGAAGAUGCAGCUUGUGUAGGCGAGAUGCAAAAUCAGCACCUUGAACAUGUGUCCCUGGAAAGAGGCACAAUGAAGUUGAUCUUUUUAAAAGAAACAAUCAGAGCAAUAUUUCCAUUCUGUGACAGAAAAAUGUUCAAGUAACUUCAUUUUUUCCUGCCUUCUCUUGCCAAGUUUCAGUAGCUUUGCCUAUAGUGUUGCUCUGGAUUUAAUAGCAUGUUGGAGCCCUUGCUGGGACCCCUGCCCAGGUCAUUCAGGUAUUGCAUCCCUUUCUGAUUCUGUGCAUUAACAAGGCAACAGGCACCACGUGGAAAAUUCAUCACCGUGAAAUCCUGGCACUUCCUAAUCCUCCACAGUAGGCACAUCUCACCAGCAAGAGCUCUCGCCACCUCCUCGCCUCCGUCCGAAGCACAAUGAUCUGCAAAAGAGAGGUCAGGCGAAUCCGAGUGAUCGUGCCUUACAUGCAGGGAUACUCGAUGUCUUCAGCAGGCUGAUCUGAGUCACCUUGCUACGAAACACUGUCUUAAUGUGGACUGUACAGCUUCCUGCAGCGAGAAGCGGUUGUUGUCACGUGGAUAGACCCAACAGGUUAAUCUCUUCUUUGUUGAAGAACUUCAUGGUUUUGAACUUGGUGGGGGUGGGAAAAUAUCAGCUGUUAGGGGAUAGAUGAAGUCUCAUUAUUGAGUUUCUCCUCUUGGGGAGGAAGGACAGAAGUUACAAAUGCUGCAGUCUGCUUCACUCUGUAAAAGGGAUCUUGUAUGUACAGUAUUUUUAUAUCUCUGCAUUCCCACCUUUCAGGUUAUGAAUCAGGAUUAAUAACAUUCUCUUACUUGGGGCGGGGGAAGAAAAGGAUUUUUAUUUUUACAGUGCUAGACCUUUGUGCAUUUUUAUUUUGUGCCAAAUUACAGCCACUGUUACAUUCUAGUAUUUUCAUUCACUUUAUUGCUAUUGAUCAAUGUGUGUGUUAUAAAUUUCUAUUAUCAAGGUUUUGGUUUUAAUUCAUAUUAACUGGUAUGCAAACUGACUGUGGACUGCUAAUUUAUAUAUAAAGGGGAGCACCUGGAGACAGUGUGAGGACUCCCCUACUUAGUUUACGCUCUGGUAACCUAGUGCAGCCAGUCCAUGAAACUCAUUGCGUCUUACACCGAAUGCUCUCCACCCUGCGCAGAUUGCUCCUGCCCUUCCUCCAGGCAGCACCAACGCUGCAAGGCUGUGUGAGAUGCAGUAGGAACUGAAGCACAGCUCCGCAGCGUGGACCGAUGGGACCGAGCUCUCUGCCCUCCUGCUCCCAGCAGCGAUGCCAGGGAGGGUGCUGCAGCAGAAAUUCCCAUCUGGGGGUGACUUUGAGGGUUACUCUGCCCAAUAUCCAUGCCCAGCGGAUGGACAGGUUUAGUUUUGCCCCACUCUCUCAAGUGCUUAGUUUUGCAGUUGCUUUGGGAAGUGGGUGUGGGAUGUAGUGCUGAGGCACAGCAGUGCCCCUCACAUGAAGUAUACCACAGGCAGCUUGUCUUUUUUCUUUUUUUUUUUUUGUUGUUGCAGAGGACAGGCAUAAACCUACAGAGAUCCCAGUUUACUCUUUUUAGAAAAAUAUGUACUGUAGCACACUUCUGGCUGUGCAGCGCUGCCGUGGAGGCUCUGGCCGUGCUGCACACAAGCGCUGCUUGGACUGCUAUGCCCCGGACAGGCUGCAGGACACAGGUUUUGUGUUGAGAAGCUGCCCCACCCUCAGCUUCUGGGCUGGAGGUACCAUCAGCCACCUCCUCCCAGUGAGUAGCACAGGGCAAGGCUUAGCUGCACAGUUCGGGCUCUUCCAGGAGAGUCUCGGAGAGGACGGUGGCACACACAAAUGAGUGUUUUCUGCUUCACUGUAAACAAGUUCCACUGUAUCAGUGCCGACUCCACGGUGUGUCUCCAGCUGUAUCUGCGCACUGCGGUACCGUUAACUGCCUCGGAGAAAUAACUGCAGUUGUCUCACUUAGCUCUUCAGGGUAAACUUCCAGCCUGUUGAAUCUAAAUAUUAGCCAUGCAGCGAGAUGGAUUAGUCAGAAGGCUUAAAUUCU